AUGACCAAGGAGCGGUACUACGAGAGCCAGGAGCGCGAUUUGAAAAAGGACAUCCGGUCAGUUGAACGAGCGUUAUUUGGGCUCGAGGAUAACGUUGAAGGAGCCAGCUUGCGAGCCCUGAAGGCCCAAAAGGAGCUGGAUGAAGCAGAAGCUGAUUUGGAGAAGGCUCGGCAGGAAAUGAAGGUGGCCAGACAGCGGCUGGACGGAUACAGAGAGCAGCUGAAGGAGCUACGUGACGCAAGAAACGGCAAGACGACGCCAAAAAAAAGCCAGAUCGAUACCCUGGAACUCAUGAAUGAAGUGGAGAUAGUCAGGGGGCUGGGUUUGGACUAUCUGCAGAAGCUUGAGGUUAGACCGUGA
Messenger RNA from Yarrowia lipolytica CLIB122, 360 nucleotides. RefSeq lists its product as uncharacterized. The record is from RefSeq and is a predicted model, not a curated record. NCBI's taxonomy places the organism in Eukaryota, Fungi, Ascomycota, Dipodascomycetes, Dipodascales.